Schistocerca nitens (vagrant locust) is the source of this 2694-nucleotide messenger RNA. Its product is annotated as cyclic nucleotide-gated channel rod photoreceptor subunit alpha. The transcript is spliced from 16 exons. Gene Ontology annotation, molecular function: protein-containing complex binding; intracellularly cGMP-activated cation channel activity; intracellularly cAMP-activated cation channel activity. Bases 30 to 2681 code for a protein of 883 amino acids. The record is from RefSeq and is a predicted model, not a curated record. NCBI's taxonomy places the organism in Eukaryota, Metazoa, Arthropoda, Insecta, Orthoptera, Acrididae. Gene Ontology annotation, biological process: monoatomic cation transmembrane transport. Gene Ontology annotation, cellular component: intracellular cyclic nucleotide activated cation channel complex; plasma membrane.
UCCAGGCGGGCGCCGUGUCCUCCCGUGGCAUGAGCGCCAGCGCGUGGAGCGUCGACGAGAGAGCCCGCCUCAUUCCGGGGAGCGUCUCCGACUGCGUCAUUAUCCUCGAGGACACCACUCACAACACAUGGUAUGGUAUCAUCACGUCGUCGGGGCGCAUCGGCGAGCGGCUGAGCGCCUCUGGCACGCGCCUCAACUCGUCCAGCCCUGUGCCUUACGGCGGCGGCGGCGGCGGCGGCGGCGGAGGCAACAAGAGCAGCACGGAGAGCGUGCGCGGCCUCAAGUCCGUCUCGCGGCAGAGCCUGCUCGACAUCGUCAGCUGCCGCUUCGGCGUCGGCCGCACCGCCCGACAGCAACAUCAUCAAGAGGUAAAAGAACAUACCCACCGGUCGUACUUCUCGUCGUCGCGGGACUCGCUGUCGGCGGCGUACGUGAACCGCGCGGCGGCGGUGUCGACGGCGGCCAGCGAGCUGGACCUGUCGCGGAAGGCGCGCCGGCGCGAGCUCCGCGGCCGCCUCAAGCUGCCGCCCGCCACCGCCGCCUUCGCCAAGUCCGCCGCCGGCUGCGGCGCAGACGCGCCUUCCCUGCUCGGCCGCUGGGGCGAGCGCGCCUCGGGCAGCAUGGGCCCCGGAGGCAAAGGUCCCGAUUCAUCCAAUGUGCGGGGCGGCGCUUGCGGCGGCAACGGCAGCGUCAGCCCAGCCAGUGCCGAGCGCCUGCAGCAGCGCCACCUGGGCUACUACCCGCGGCUGCGCGCCGGCGCGCCCAACUGGUCGUUCGUCUUCGACCCCGCGGGCCGCCUCUGCUACUACUGGUCCAUGGUCGUCUCGCUCGCCUUCCUCUACAACUUCUGGGUCAUCAUCUACCGGUUCGCCUUCCAGGAGAUCAACGGCGAGACGAUCGUGGUGUGGUUCUGCCUCGACUACCUGGCAGACUUCCUGUACCUGGCCGACAUCGUGUUCCACUUCCGAACGGGUUACCUCGAGGACGGCGUGCUGCAGACGGACUCGACCAAGCUGCGCCACCACUACAUGAACUCCACCACGUUCUACAUCGACUGCCUGUGCCUGCUGCCGCUCGACUUCCUGUACCUUUCGAUCGGCUUCAACUCCAUCCUGCGGUCGUUCCGCCUCGUCAAGAUCUACCGCUUCUGGGCCUUCAUGGACCGCACCGAGCGGCACACCAACUACCCGAACCUGUUCCGGUCCACCAGUCUCAUCCACUACCUGCUGGUGAUCUUCCACUGGAACGGCUGCCUGUACCACAUCAUCCAGAAGAACAACGGCUUCGGCAGCAAGAACUGGGUGUACAACGACAGCGAGAGCGCCGACGUGGUGAAGCAGUAUCUGCAGAGCUACUACUGGUGCACACUGGCGCUGACCACCAUCGGCGACCUGCCGAGGCCUCGCAGCACCGGCGAGUACGUCUUCGUGAUCGCGCAGCUGCUGUUCGGCCUGCUGCUGUUCGCCACCGUACUCGGACACGUCGCCAACAUCGUCACCAGCGUCAGCUCCGCGCGCAAGGAGUUCCAGGCGAAACUGGACGGGGUGAAGACGUACAUGCGCAUGCGGCGGGUGCCCAGCCACCUGCAGGUGAAGGUGAUCAAGUGGUUCGACUAUCUGUGGCUGACGCAGAAGUGCUCCGACGAGGAGAAGGCGGUCAGCUGCCUGCCAGACAAGCUGAAGGCGGAGAUCGCCAUCAACGUGCACCUGGACACGCUGAAGCGCGUCGAGAUCUUCCAGAACACGGAGGCGGGCUUCCUGUGUGAGCUUGUGCUGCGACUGCGCCCCGUGCUCUUCUCGCCCGGCGACUACAUCUGCCGCAAAGGGGAGGUCGGUAAGGAGAUGUACAUCGUGAACAGGGGCCGGCUGCAGGUGGUGGCGGACAAUGGCAAGACGGUGCUGGCCACGCUCAAGGCGGGCUCCUACUUCGGCGAGAUCAGCAUCCUCAACAUGGGCACAGCAGGCAACCGCCGGACGGCGUCGGUCCGGUCGGUGGGCUACAGCGACCUGUUCGUGCUGAGCAAGAAGGACAUGUGGGACGUGCUCAAGGAGUACCCGGCGGCGAGGGUGCGGCUCGAGGCCAUCGCGGUGAAGCGGCUGGAGAAGUACAAGCGGGCGCCCCUCGAGAAGGCGGCGAUGGGGCGCAGCCAGUCGACGCCGGGCCUGGUGGAGUCUCGCGGCCGCAUCCCGCUGGAGGACAUGUGGGUGUCGCCGCUGGAGCCGCUGCUCACCGGAGGCUCGUCCUCGGGGCCGCCGCCCUACUCCGCCAACUCGCUCUUCAGCCCCGCGCUCAGCCCCACCUCCCGCCUACCUUGCGGCAGGUCGCUGGCGUCGCACCUGCGGCCGGCCGAGUCUCCGCUGUCGGCCACGUCGAGCGUCCACUCGUCCGACGACGAGCGGCGGGCGCCGGGGGCGGCGUGUCCCGGCGCCUCGGCCGCCCCCGCCUCCAGAACAGACGACGGCGGCAUGAUGUCACACGAGGCCUUAAUCGCGGAGAUCAAGCGUCUGCGCGAGCGGCUCAUGGUGCUCGAGACGGAGAACGCGUCGAUGAGCAUCAAGCUGAGCCAGCAGCAGUGGGAGGUGGAGCACCGCCUCGCCGAGAUCGAGAUGCAGAUCUGCGGCGCGUCCAGCGGCGGCUCCAGCACCGAGGACAACGAGCGCAACCGCGAGUCCAUCAUUUAACAGGAGCGCCGGC